This is a messenger RNA of Entelurus aequoreus (snake pipefish), 510 nucleotides long. RefSeq names its product transcriptional activator protein Pur-alpha-like. Gene Ontology annotation, cellular component: nucleus. The record is from RefSeq and is a predicted model, not a curated record. NCBI's taxonomy places the organism in Eukaryota, Metazoa, Chordata, Actinopteri, Syngnathiformes, Syngnathidae. Gene Ontology annotation, biological process: regulation of transcription by RNA polymerase II. Gene Ontology annotation, molecular function: RNA polymerase II transcription regulatory region sequence-specific DNA binding; purine-rich negative regulatory element binding; DNA-binding transcription factor activity, RNA polymerase II-specific.
CACCGGGAAAACGAACGCUUCUACUUGGACGUCAAGCAGAACGCCAAAGGCCGCUUCUUGAAGAUAGCCGAAGUCGGGGCCGGUGGCAACAAGAGCCGCCUCACGCUGUCUAUGUCGGUGGCGGUCGAGUUCCACGACUACUUGGUGGACUUCAUCGAACACUACGCCCAGUUGGGUCCCAGCAACCCGGGCACGGUGCAGGAUGAGCCGCGGCGGGCCCUGAAAAGCGAGUUCUUAGUGCGGGAGAAUCGGAAGUACUACAUGGACCUGAAAGAGAACCAGCGGGGACGGUUCUUGAGGAUCCGGCAGACCGUGAACAGGGGGCCCGGCUUGGGUCAGACCAUCGCGCUCCCGGCGCAGGGACUUAUAGAGUUCCGCGACGCUUUGGCCAAACUUAUUGACGAUUACGGCGUGGACGAGGAGCCCGCGGAGCUGCCGGAGGGCUCGUCGAUGACUGUGGACAACAAGCGCUUCUUCUUCGACGUGGGCUCCGACAAGUACGGCGUGUUC